Psylliodes chrysocephalus is the source of this 1678-nucleotide messenger RNA. NCBI's taxonomy places the organism in Eukaryota, Metazoa, Arthropoda, Insecta, Coleoptera, Chrysomelidae. The record is from the annotation of a GenBank genome assembly.
UUUAUUCCGAAAAAGUGAGGCGUAUUAUUCGUUGUGUAGGGGAUUCACAGAUACCUCUUGGGGUUCACCGAUCGACUUCUUCGUCAACAAAAGCGCUCAAAAUGAGAAUUUUAUUCAGUAUUCUAGUAGCCUCACUACGAUUUACUGUAAUUUUUACCAUGACAAACAUAAGUGAAAGUGAUAACUACAUACGCGACCGUGAGAGAAUUCUAAAAUUAGAACAAAAAACAUUCGUAGGAGGUGAAUUAAAUUUAACGCUGAAAGAAAAAUUGGUAGACGACGUUAUUCUAAAAAUCAAGAAAAGUGAAUUAGUGAAAGGAUACGAAAAUGUGUCAAAUUUUUUACCAUCGCAGCAUUUUUUUAACGUUAAAGAUAAAAUUAACCAAUCCGAAAUGUUUUCAAUAAUUAAAAAACUUCCAAAAGGUGGAGCGUUACAUACGCACUUUUUAGCUGGAGUUUCAACAGAUUACAUCAUAAAAAAUGUAACCUAUAAAAAUAAACUUUAUGGUGGUUGUGUAAACGGAGUGUUUAAGUUAAAAUUUUUUGAAGACGGCGAUCCUAACAUAGAUUCGAUUUGGAAAAAAAUUGUCGAAUACAGACAAAAUGACACGAAUUUUGAUGUAUGGCUAAAAGAUCAGCUUUCAUUAGAAGUUCCAAACCCUUCUGAGGUAUAUCCUACGGCUAACUCAAUAUGGACAAAAUUUAAAAAGACUUUUACUGUUCAAUACGACAUGAUCUGUUACAAACCAGUGUUUGAAGAAUAUAUUUAUCAGCUAUUAAAAGAACUUUAUUUAGAUAACGUUAUGUAUUCCGAACUUAGAGGUACAUUCAUGCCUCUGUAUGAACUAAAUGGCACUACCUAUAAUAAUGAAGAUUUCAUUAGAAUAUUUAUAAAGACUGUAGAAAAAUUUAAAAAAGAUCACAUCGACUUUAUAGGUGUUCGGUAUAUUCAUAAUUUAUAUCGUGGGGUUUCCCCAGAUGAUUUAAAACGUGAUUUAAAAGAUCUGGUAGAAUUGAAAAAUAAAUAUCCUAGUUUUAUCAGCGGUUUUGACUUUGUAGGUUACGAGGAAGAAGGUCACACUUUAUUUGAUUUUCACGAAGUUUUACUUGAAUUUACCAAUGACUUAAAAUUCUUUUUUCACGCCGGAGAAAGCAACUGGUUUGGACAUACCGAUAUUAACUUACUAGAUGCUAUUUUACUAAAUGCUAGCAGAAUUGGUCAUGGCUUUGGUUUAAACAAACAUCCUCAACUACAGGAACUCGUUAAAGAAAAAAAUAUAUGUAUAGAAGUGUGUCCUAUUUCCAACCAAGUUUUAAAACUAAUAGACGAUUUAAGAAAUCAUCCAAUGAUCACUUUGAUGUCUAAGGGAUUCCCCGUUGUAAUUUCCAAUGAUGAUCCUGCUGUUUGGGGAGCGACAGGUUUAAGUAAUGACUGGUAUGUAGCAUUUAUGGCAAUGACGCCCGAAAAUGUAGGUGUUAAAGUUUUGAAGCAGUUUGCGAUUAAUUCAAUAUCAUUCAGUGCCAUGGAUGAGGAAGAAAAAACCGCAGCUAUGCAGAAAUGGGGAAAACAGUGGGAAACAUUUUUAGAUAACAUGCUUUUAGAGUAUAAAAACUUUUAGUUAAUUUCUAGCAAUAAUUAUAAAAUAGGCAAUUAAAUCAUUUAAAUUGGUAUAUUUUU